GAGAGCAUGUAUGUGACAAGGCCUCGAUCUUUGUACAAAAGGGAUCCUGAAGCACUUUGGCAUCCACCACAAGAGGGACCAAAUUCAGGCUACCUAGUCCUCCAAGAUGAACAAUCUGAGACUCACUCGUGUUUUGGCUUGUGCAACAAUGGCAUCAGCAACCUGCCAUUGCCACAGAACAAGAAUUUAUCGGUUCUUUAUAUAUACAACACUGGAGAACUAGAGGGGGCAUCUAAAGAUGAACUUAUGUUCAUUCCUGUUCUCAAUCAGCCUCUGUCUUCUAAUCUCUACUACGCCAUCAGAAGAAAAGGCAAGCAUCAAGGCGAAGCAAGCACAUGUACAAAAGAAGACAUAUGCACAUGUUUGUUUUUCAGUUACAGCAAACACAUCCAAUCAAGACCAUUCAAUCCCUCCGAUGAAUACCAACAAUUUGAGAUACUGAAAAAGAGUUGUGGAUUCCAAGCUAAGCCUAUUGUCUCAGAUGGGUUGCCUCCUCUUUUCGUGAGAAAAAAGAAUUGGAUUCUCUCAUCCAAAACACCACACAGUUACCAAAUGAGUGAAGCUCUUGGCAUCAACCCCUCCUUGAGAACCCAAUUACCACCCUUCACCUUCCCAUCAUCACUAUCAUCUUCUGAUCGCUCUGAACCAGUGGUUGCAGGGAAAUGGUACUGUCCUUUCAUGUUUGUGAAGGAAGAAGGAGUGAGUGUGAAGGAGCAGAUGAAGAGGUCAGUUUUCUAUGAAAUGACACUUGAAAGAAGGUGGGACAGAGUUCUCUCGAAGGAAAACAGUGGGAACAGUAAUGAAGUGUUUGUGGAUGUUGUGGCGAAAACUGAAGUUGCACGUCUGGGUGAUGGGAGAGAAGCUGUUUGGGAAGAAGGAAGAGUUGGUGAAGAGGGUGUGAUGUGGCUUCGGAGUUUGGUGAGAGGAGAGAGAAAAGUAGGGCUGAGCAUGGCUAUUGUGGAGAGAAUUAGAUGGGAGGAGGAAAGAAGUGAUUGGGAGGGAAAGAAUGAGAAGAAGCAAGCGAGAUUUAAAAGAGUGGAGAAGUUUGAGGGAAUAAGUGGAAUGUGGAGGAACUUUGGAUUCUAUGUGUUAGUAGAAAGCUUUGUGUUGAAGAGAAUGGACGGAAGCCUAGUGUUAACUUGUGAUUUUAGACACUCAAAUCAUGUCAAAUGCACCUGGGAGGAAACCAGUCCUUAUAAUAUCAUGCAGUCAUAUAUUUAAAGAAAAUAGUCCAAGAAAAUAUCAGAUAGUGCGAUGCAUAUAUAGAGUUCAUGUUUUGUCUUGUUUUAUUUUCAUAUAUGUACUUGUA
Molecule: messenger RNA, 1309 nt
Organism: Neltuma alba
Lineage: Eukaryota; Viridiplantae; Streptophyta; Magnoliopsida; Fabales; Fabaceae
Exons: 2
Coding region: 7-1221 (404 amino acids)
Source: RefSeq, a predicted model, not a curated record